AUGGAGGCAGCGCGAGAAAAGACACUCCAGGCGCAUUUCGCCUCGUCGGCUCCAGAUCGACCCAUCAUUACAUCCCUCAACGGGGACAAUUCCUGGCUUCUUUCCUUUCCCCGCCCGAGCGCUGAGCACGUUACGACAGGCAGAGCCUAUUAUCACAUUGUAUUUGAGCCGUGGCUCAACGGUCCCACUUCUCAAUUCUCUUCGUGGAUCAUUCAUCUCGGGCUCCCGAACACUCCCGCAUUCACCACUCCUGAAGCCAUCGCCGCCGUAGCCCGUGAAAUAGAAGCUGCAGCCGCAGAGGCUUCGACGAUCACGGCUGACAAAGUGCCGAAAGGCGAUGAUCUACGGCACGGGCAAGACAUCGACGCCAUCUUUCUCGGCUUCCACUACUUGGACCAUGUCCACGAGCCCACACUUCGCCUCUUCGAUCCAAGCAUUCCCGUCAUUGCCACUCCAGAGGCUCAAGGCGUCAUCAGGCCGUGGAACCACUUCACCACCAUCUUGACUAUUUCGAGUCUCGACGCGAAAGCGAAGUCGUGGCACGGUCAUGAGCUUCACCCGGGAGAACCGUUUCCCUCAUGGUUGACCCCCAUUCGACUGUUAGGCCAUCACGAGCUGAAUUAUGUCAUGGCUAUCAUCUGGACACACUCCACCGGAAAUGGCAACGAGAUUCACGAAGCCAUCCUUCAAAGUCCACACGGUACGAAGCUCGAUUCAGGCCCCCUCGAGGCUUUUCUGGACUCUGAACCGGAGACCGAAAAAUUGGCGCUUCUGCAUGGCCUCAAAGAGAGCCGCGCUGCGGGCUGGUUGAACACGUAUGGAGCUGCCAGUGGUUUAGCCCUAUAUCGUAGGGUCGGAGGGACGAAGUAUUGGGUUGCGACUCAUUCUGCGCCGUUGCAUUACUCGGGCAUCUUUAUGCGACUCCUCCGAGUCAACGACACACCUCGAACGCUGCAAUGGGCACUGGAUAAGGAGAAACAGAAUGGCAGCGAAGCGUUGGGGCCAUCACCCAGCACCCCAAAUCUUAUUGAAGUUGAGAACGGGGGCUGCCUUGUGCUUUCCUAG
Cladophialophora psammophila CBS 110553 is the source of this 1065-nucleotide messenger RNA. RefSeq lists its product as uncharacterized. The coding region runs from base 1 to 1065 and encodes 354 amino acids. The transcript has a single exon. Lineage: Eukaryota; Fungi; Ascomycota; Eurotiomycetes; Chaetothyriales; Herpotrichiellaceae. The record is from RefSeq and is a predicted model, not a curated record.